AGUCUGCAGCAAUCAAGGAGUUGCACUGCGUUCAAGUUCAGAAGUGCUUUACACAUGAAAUCUACUGGCUCUCUAGCUGAUUCUGCCCUGUCACCAUCUCAACAGAAUUGGAUUCACAGUCAUGGAGGAACAUCAACAGCAUUUACACUGUGUGAACUGUGUCAGCCGUCGUUGUAUGACCAGACCAGAGCCUGGCAUUUCCUGUGAUUUGAUUGGCUGCCCAUUGGUUUGUGGAGCAGUUUUUCACUCAUGUAAAGCUGAGGAACAUCGCAUGUUAUGUCCACUUGAAAGAGUGCCUUGUUUGAAUAGUGGCUUUGGAUGUCCCUUCAUAGUAGCCCGAAAUAAAAUUGCUGAUCAUCUAGAAGUUUGUCCUGCAAGUGUGGUAUGUUGUACCAUGGAGUGGAAUAGAUGGCCAGUCAGUUAUGCAGACCGAAAAUCUUACGAAAAUUUGAGUAAAGAUGUUGAUGAAGUGGAGCAGCUAGAUAUGGCUUUAGCCCUUCAAGACCAGCGCAUGUUAUUAGAAUCACUUAAAGUAGCAACUAUGAUGUCAAAAGUAGGUGAUCAAAUACCAGAAUCCAGAGAGCAAACCUCUGUCAAAUCAGGUGCCCCAGAUACAGUGCAUUCAAAUGGUUUGAUGCCUGUAGAUGAAGAGUCCUAUGGCGCACUUUAUCAAGCUACUGUAGAAACAACGAGGAGUUUAGCUGCUGCUCUGGAUAUCCUGAACACUGCUACAAGGGACAUUAAUAUGUUAAGUUCAAGACUCUGCGUUUCACCGCAUGAAAUGAAAGAAGAUACCGAGAUUAAAGAACAAGCUUCUAAUGGCAUUAUUCAGGAUAAAAAGUCUGACCAUGAAUAUCCAGAUGAAGAUAACAUAGGAGCAGUUGGGGGAAUUAACUUUGAUCGCCUGAGUCAAAAUUUGCAAAUGGAGCAAAACGGUUCUAGUGAUAUUUGUUAUGAUGUAGUGCAAAAACAUGACUUAAAUCUAAACCUCAGUAACUCCUCACUUUUGUGUAAUGGCUUUCAUGUAGAAAAUGAGGGUUCAAAGGUGUUGGACCAGAAUGAAGAUCUUGGUUUAUCUAAUUCAAAACCAUCCAGUGUAGCAAAUGGUGAAUGUACUGCAUCUCAUGAUGAUGAAGCAUUACAGUCUUGCAGCUCCUUCCCUGUAACAGGACAACUUAAAGAAGUAAUAUCAGCUGAUCACUUAGUUAACGGCAAUGUUAAUCAUGUACUACUUCCCCGUAAUGCUAACGAAGAAGAAAUGUUAGAGAGACAAGUGGAGCAAGAAAGAUUGAGAAACGUAGAUGCGUUUUCACUUUUACGGCAUCGAUCAUACAAAUUCCUUGUUAACCAUUAUUGGUCUACACCAAAAGAAGACAAAGCUGUUGAUACGUCAGAUUUGGAGAUAACAGAAGAUCCUAUGGGUCUUCAGGGGAUUGAUCUAAUCACUGCAGCUCUGUUGUUUUGCCUAGGAGACUCUCCCGGAGGUAGGGGGAUAUCAGAAAGUCGCACAGUCGAUGUGUAUCACGUUGACUUUGGGACCCAGACAUUUUCUCUCCCAUCUGCUAUAUUGGCCACAAAUACAAUGGUGGGGGAAAUAGCUUCAGCUUCUGCAUGUGAUCAUGCCAACCCACAGCUCUCAAAUCCAAGUCCAUUCCAGACCCUUGGACUGGAUUUGGUAUUGGAAUAUGUGGCUAGAUACCAAACAAAACAGCGUUCAAUGUUUACAUUUGUUUGUGGACAGUUGUUUAGGAGGAAUGAAUUUUCAUCACAUUUUAAGAAUGUGCAUGGUGACAUUCAUGCUGGCCUUAAUGGCUGGAUGGAGCAGAGGUGUCCUUUGGCAUAUUAUGGGUGUACAUAUUCUCAACGAAGGUUUUGCCCUUCAACACAAGGGGCAAAAAUUAUUCAUGACCGCCACUUACGGUCAUUUGGAGUUCAGCCUUGUAUAUCCACAGUAUUGGUAGAACCAGCAAAAAGCUGCUUAAUUGGACUACACAAUGACCAUCUGAGUAGUCUACCUUUUGAGGUUCUGCAGCACAUUGCUAGUUUUCUAGAUGGCUUUAGUUUAUGUCAGCUUUCAAGAGUGUCACGUUUAAUGAGAGAUGUAUGUGGAAGCUUGCUUCAAGCACGUGGAAUGGUGAUACUGCUUUGGGAGAAGAGAAAGUACCCAGAUGGAAGUUCUUCUUGGCAGAUAAAAGAAAAGGUCUGGCGCUUCAGUACAGCCUUUUGUACUGUGAAUGAAUGGAAGUUUGCUGACAUCGUAAGCAUGGCUGACCACUUGAAGAAAUGCAGCUAUAAUGCUGUAGAGAGAAGAGAGGAGGCUGUUCCGCUGCCAUGUAUGUGUGUAACAAGAGAACUCACUAAAGAAGGACGUUCACUGCGCUCUGUUUUGAAACCAGUACUUUAA
Molecule: messenger RNA, 2404 nt
Organism: Charadrius vociferus (killdeer)
Lineage: Eukaryota; Metazoa; Chordata; Aves; Charadriiformes; Charadriidae
Gene: FBXO30
Product: F-box protein 30
Exons: 3
Coding region: 122-2404 (760 amino acids)
Molecular function (GO): zinc ion binding; protein binding; ubiquitin protein ligase activity
Source: RefSeq, a predicted model, not a curated record